Molecule: messenger RNA, 2695 nt
Organism: Neocloeon triangulifer
Lineage: Eukaryota; Metazoa; Arthropoda; Insecta; Ephemeroptera; Baetidae
Product: neuropeptide CCHamide-1 receptor-like
Exons: 2
Coding region: 82-1296 (404 amino acids)
Biological process (GO): G protein-coupled receptor signaling pathway
Cellular component (GO): membrane
Molecular function (GO): G protein-coupled peptide receptor activity
Source: RefSeq, a predicted model, not a curated record
CCGCCGUCGCCCUCGCCGUCCGUCCCAUACUGCCUGUCUGCAAACAACCAAUCCAAUAGCUGAUUUUUUUUAAGACUCACAAUGUCUGAAGAGAGCAUGAUGGACAACACUACGGAAUCAGCGUUUGAGCGGCCGUCAAACUCCACGGCUAUUUUAGCCAACACGUCCCUCUCUCCAUUUAUUGAUGAUGAAAUGCAGUACGUCCCUUACGAGCAACGCCCUGAGACCUACAUCGUGCCGGUAGUUUUUGCCAUAAUUUUCGUCGUCGGCGUUUUAGGCAACGGAUCCUUGAUCCUGAUUUUUGCCAGACAUCGCCGAAUGAGAAAUGUUCCCAAUACCUACAUCUUUUCACUGGCGCUGGGCGAUCUGAUCCUAAUCGUAAGCUGCGUUCCCUUCACGUCAACCCUCUACACUUUUGAAUCGUGGCCCUACGGUGCCUUCAUCUGCAAGCUAUCUGAAACAGUCAAAGAUCUGUCCGUCGGAGUCUCGGUUUUCACUCUAACGGCUUUGAGCGCUGAACGGUACUGCGCCAUCGUCAACCCCAUGCGAAGACACGCGGGUGGAAUCCUAGGCUCUAAAACUGUAACUCUCUGCACCGCUAUUGGCAUCUGGAUCGUUUCAUUGAUUUUUGCAGUUCCGUCCGCUGUCUUCUCUCGACUACGGGAACAUGUACUGCUGAACAACCAUAGCGUUAUCCUCUACUGUUACCCUCUGCCUGGAGACAUUGGAGACACUCCAGACAAAAUUGUAAUCGUCUUCAAAUUCCUCACCUAUUACGCCAUUCCCCUGUGCAUCAUUACCAUAUUCUACGUCCUCAUGGCCGUGCAUUUGGAGAAAAGUGCCAGGAACAUGCCAGGCGAGGCGGCUCACUCGACUCAGGUUCAGGCCAGGAAGAAGGUAGCUAAGAUGGUUCUGGCAUUUGUCGUCAUUUUUGUGAUUUGCUUCCUGCCAUAUCACGUUUUCAUGCUGUGGUUUCACUUGAACCCUGACUCAAUGAGCGAGUAUGACGAAUUUUGGAACACUUUGCGCAUCGUGGGCUUCUGCCUGAGCUUCCUGAACUCCUGCAUCAACCCAAUUGCUCUCUACUUUGUCAGCGGCACCUUCCGCAAGCACUUCAACCGUCACCUGUUUUGCUGCUGCUGCCCUGAUGAGAUUCCUGAACGCACUCGGCGCAACACCUUUGACAAGAGUCGUCGCAACGACGCCUCCUCGCACACCCUCGUCCACUUCCACAGCUCUGUCAAACGCCACCACGAGGUAACUGUGACAACGGCCUUCAGCCUAGACAAAACCUGAGGUCGCGACGGUGCUACCAGCUCGUGUUGCACCGUAGCCUGACGACAGGUAAAAUUUUCACCUGAGAGUGAAAGGCGAAUCGAGACGGUUUUUUAGAAAUGAAUAAACAUAUUUGAUUUUAAUUGUUUCAAUUAUUGAUAAUGUGGCAACAGGGUGUCGUUUGGCUCAAGGCAGAACUGACAGAAGGAAAAGUGUUGGAACUGCUCUACUACAAGUAAAGUGAAGUGAUCAGGGAAUCAGAUACACAGACGAAAUAGCCCUAAUAAAUUAUUUGGUCUUCUGUCUUACUCAAAUUCCUUUGUAAAACAAAAACCGAUCCAAACCCCUAACUGUUAGUACAGAAGAGAUAGAGAUUUGUUAAGGUUGUAAUUCCAAAUUUGAUCUUAUUGAUGUUAAACAAAAGACCUGUGGAAGAAUAAUGCUAUGAAACUUUUAAACGUUGGAAAAUCAGAAAAUUAGCGCGAUUUGUUCAAUGUUUGAUGUGAUAUACGUAAAAAUAAGAAGUAUAAGUUGCUAAAAAUAAAAUAGAAAUGAAAAGUACACUGGGAAAGCGUAAGAAUGGAACACUUGAAAGUUACUAAACUUCACAGUAUACUAUAUAUUUAUCCUGGAGAAACCUCACUUAUUAUUAAUUUGCUCAAGAAUCGUAUAUCUUAAUCGCCAUAGUGUAAAGAAGGAUAAAUGUAUAACUGUUGAAAAUUCAAAUAAAAUAUAUGGAAAGAAAUGUUAUUUUGUGUUAUGUAGAUGUUAAACGUUAUGCAAUGGAAAAUCUUUAUGAAAUAUCUAUAAUAUUAUAUGAGAUAUAAUGAAUGUAUAUAUAUAUGUUUGAUUUUUUGUUUUUGUAAAGUUUCUAAAUUUCCCAAAUUCAAGUAAAGCAAUUUAAUUCUGAAAAUACUUUUGGCCACGGAAUUUAAACUGAUUCAAACUAAAAUUCAGAUAUACCACAAAAUUGUAUAAUGUAAAUCAAUUCAUGUUAUUAUUAUUUUUUUUUUUAAGCACAAAAUUAUAUAAAUAUUUUUUAAUUUAUGAGUGUAAGUUGUCAAGAAAUGCACAAAAUGCAGCAUGCUCUACAUCGUCAAUUUAACUCAAAAAUUCUACGUUAUUUUGUUUGUGAUGUAAACUGCUGGAGUUAAAGGUAUAAUGCAGUUAAACUCGCCACUGUAAAGCAUAAAUACUACUCAAAAAUGUGCAUUUAUGCAAACUUGGUAAUUUCCUGAAUUUUACACAAUCUGUCAUUACAAAUAGUUGCAUGAUCAAAAUUUACUCCUGUGUAAGGAUUGACAUUGGAUUUUUUGUACUUUAAUUUCAAUAUAUAAUUAUUUUGAAUAUUAAAUUGCAUUACGUUGAAUAUUAUGUCAAUUGGUAGAAAUAAAGAAACCAGAAAUAAAUCAGGCUCACC